CUAGAUUUAGGCAGUGUAGUGCUGCUUUGGCCAGGUGGACCUGUCCUCAUACUGACACUGAACCUACAUUUGGUGCGCUUGGGACAAACAUAAGGGCAUAUCUAAAAUAAUAAAUCUCCUAAAGGUCAGCUCAUUGCAUUCAGUACAGUGGGCAUGGUGUGCUCCUAGCCACUUGUCAAAAUGCCUGGCAAGAAAGACGCUAAAAAGGACACAAAGAAGGGUGGAAAACCUGAACCAGAGAAAAAGAAGGAGGAGGACAAGAAAGGUAAAGAUGAUAAAAAGGGAGGAAAAGAUGACAAGAAAGCCGGAAAGGAUGAUAAGAAAGGUGGAAAGGAUGAUAAGAAAGGUGGAAAGGAUGAUAAGAAAGGGGGGAAGAAGGGAAAGGAGGAGCCACCCAAGGGAAAAGACGAUGGGAAGAAAGGAAAAGACAAAGGGAAAGGUAAGAAAGUGGAGUCUGAGGAGGAAGAGGAGCUGCUGAGUGAUGAGAUGGAGGAUGAAGACUUCAGUGAGGAAGAGGAUGAGGAGGACUCAGAGGAUGACAGGAGAGGGAAGGGGCGAGGAGGCAAGGGAGGUAAAGCAAAGAAAGGGGGGAAGUCUAGACAUGGGGAAGACUCUGAGGAGGAGGAUGAAGAUGAUGAAGAGGAUGAGGAUGAAGAAUUUCACAGCAAAUCCAAAAAAAAAGGUAAAGAUGACCGACAACAUAAAGAAGGGAAGUCUGACACUGAUGCAAAGAAGAAAAAAGGCAAAAAGAAAGAGGAACCUCCACAAGUUCCGGCAAGGGAAAUCCCAAAGAAAGGUCUGAAGAACAUGUCCAGGAUGUUUAUGAAGUUCUCUGGCAUCAAGAGGCGCAGGAGCAGCUUCAAGAAGCUGAAGAGUACAUCACGCUUGUUCUUAGGUUUGGGUAAGAGAAAAAGCCGACUUGCUAAGAAGAAACGCCGCAAGUCAAUAUUAAAGAAUACCUCCAAAUUCAUGAUGAAGUUUAAUGCCAGCAAAAAGAGAAAAAAGGAGAAGGAGGCCAAAGAGAAGGCAGCAUCAAAGAAUGGGAAAAAACCAACCUACAUGCUUCUUCGUCUGGGAGGAUCAUCAAAUGAGAAAAAGGGGGGCUUCUUCAAAGGUUUAUUUAAAAAAAAGGAUGGUGCUGGACCAGCUGACGAUUUCAAGAACAGCAGUGUGUUACUGGGUAAGGUUGCAGCGGCAACUAAUUGGCUGACCAAACGCUUCCUAUCCACCAAAAUGCGAGGAAAUUCAGAACAUCAAGGCUGGGGUGGUCAUAGAGCAAGCGCCCGACAAGCCAGUUCCAGACGGAAUAUCCAUGGUUAUCAUAACAGUGGUUAUGAGCAUGGAGAGGAAAUGUAUGGAUUCAACCAGCAAUUAGUCCAUCAGAAAGGUUAUGGAGGAUAUGAUGAUAGUUAUGGAGAGGAAGCAGCAGCAUAUGGAUUCCAGGAUCAGUUCGGUUACUAUGAGAAUGGGGCAGAAGGGCCUGAUUAUCAAGAUCUAGGGUACUAUGAGGAAGAGGGACUCUAUGAUGCAAAUGCAGAAUAUUAUGAAGGUGGUCUUCAUGAUGAUGGUAUGGGGGAUUACUAUAACCCUUAUUCUACUACCCAAGAAUACUAUGAUAACCAGGAGGCUGAUUUUUAUGGUUACCAGCAGUAUCCAGCUAUGUAUGGUGAUGAGGCUUUGGACUACUAUGCUCUAAUGGGUGAAGGCCAUUUGAAUGGAGGGGAAAUGGAUGGAUUUUUUAACCCUCAGGCUCAAGCUUAUUAUGGUGAAAAUGAUCAGGGAGUUUACUAUGGCGAUGCACAAAUAGGUUACUAUGACAAUGGGCAGACAGGUUAUUAUGAGAACCCUUAUUCUGCCACUAUGGGGAUGCCGGGGAGAUUUCCCACAGAUUAUCAGCUUAGCUAUAGUGAUGCUGGCAUGCUCUACCAAGACUUCAGCUCCCAGUCGACAGCUGGAUUCCCACCAGGAAGCCAGCAGGGCUUUGGCUUUACAGGACAAGGUAUUGAUCAGGUACAGGGCCUGUAUGGGGACCAGUAUGCAGGCCAGGUGAAUCAAUAUGGCAAUGAUGCUGGUGGUGUUCAGCAAGGUGACAUUACAUUUAGAGUUCCUAGACCUCAAGUGCGUCUAUUCGGGAAAGAACGUCUUGAUGUUCCCAUGCCUCCUCCACCUACAUUACCACCUGAUCCAGAAUUUGAAGACAUGUCAGACAUCCAGUAUGAAGAUCAGAUUCCUCUUGCACCAGGUCAGCUUGGACACACAAUGUCACUGCAGCAGCAAAUGUCAAUGUCACCACAACAGCAAAUGAUGAUGUCUUCACAGCCUAUGUUUCCCCCUCAAACAAUGUCUUCUCAACAACAAGCAAUGUCACCACAGCAACAGAUAAUGCUACCACAGCAGCAGAUGAUGCUACCACAGCAACAGAUAAUGCUACCACAACAGCAGAAGAUGCCACCACAGCAACAGAUGAUGUUUCAACAAGAUCAGAGUAUGUCCCCCCAGAUGAUGGCAACACAGAUUUUGCCACAGCAGCAGAUGAUGCCACAGCAAAUGAUGUCACCACAAGGGCUGAUGUCACCACAAGAGGUGAUGAUGCCACCACAAGACCAGAUGAUGCCCCAGCAAAUGAUGUCCCCACAAGGCCAGAUGAUGCCCCAGCAAAUGAUGUCCCCACAAGACCAGAUGAUGCCCCAGCAAAUGAUGUCCCUACAAGACCAGAUGAUGCCCCAGCAAAUGAUGUCCCUACAAGACCAGAUGAUGCCCCAGCAAAUGAUGUCCCUACAAGAGCAGAUGAUGCCUCAGCAAAUGAUGUCUCCUCAAGAGCAGUUGAUGUCACAGCAAAUUAUGCUUCAACAGCAGAUGUCUCCACAAAUGAUGUCAACACAGAUGAUGGCAGACCCAAUGAUGCAGCAGGGGUAUGGACCCCCUUCUAUCCCAACACCAACAGCGAUGAUUAUUAAACAAGCAAGCAUGUCUCCCCUUCCUGGACGUCGUAUGCAACCCUCACCAACUCCAUCCCACCGUUCUGUCAUCAUGCCUUCUCCACAAAUGCAACACCAUCCCAUUGUAAGAUCUUCCCCAUUAUCCUCUUCUAUGGUUGCAAAGAGGCGCAGCCCAUCCCCACAGCCAUCCAUGAGGAGUGGGUUCAUUAAUGCCCAAAGACCCCCGUCUGUUAUGUCUCGAAGGGUCUCGCCUUCUGCCUCCCCUAUGGCAUCUCCGAUUGCUCGUAGGAGAAUACAACCUCAGAGAUCAUCGUCUUCCUUGGCUCGAGGACCCUUACCCCCUCACUCUCCCCGUGCCUCCAUGAUCCGGCAUAGUCGUCCAGCCUCACCAAGAAUAUCAGUCAGGCAGCAUUCUCCACCUUCAUCCCCCCGUGUUUCCAUGAGAAGGCAAAGUCCCCCACAGUCUCCGACUCCUGCUCGGAGCCCAUUUGGAGGGGUUAGGAUGCGACGGUCACCCUCUCCUCCCAUCUCUCCUGGCCACACAUCACCUCCUCCUCUCUCUCCACGUCUCAGUAGAAGACCUUCUCCCUCUCCCUCCCCAUCUCGUCGUAGUUUAUCCCCUUCAGCACACCAACCAGCCCCAACAUCUCCCACCCUUUCUCGUCGCUCUACUCGGCUGCUGAGGGACCCCACACCAUUGGCCAGGCCCAGGAUGGGGGGAAAUGUUCCUUUAGGUACUGUAAGACCCUCCCCAAUGGGUCUCAGAGGACGGCCAGUCCCCCCACCCACCCAAAAUGUGCGUCCGUUUCGUCCCUCAUCAAUAAGAAGUAAUAGAUCUUCUGUUCUUACAAUAGACUCCUCCCUCCACUCCUCUCCUUUCCACUCUCCUCACAUGGUUCAUCGCGCUCCCCUGGGAAGGAGAGAAUCUGGCCGACUACCUCCUCGCCCCAUAGCUCGAGGACGUCCUUUCAUGACCCAGCAGUCCAUGCGAAGGAUGCCUCCUGCCUCCCCACAGCUCUCCCUUAAACAUAUGCCACACCCUGGAUCACCACGCCUAUCUCCUCGACUUUCUCGUCAGUCUUCCCCCCUCCCACCUCGUCAUGCUGUCCAUUCACCUACUCUGACACCAGAUAUGUAUAUGGUAGGUCCAGUUGCAGAUCCUUACGUUGAGCAGUCGCAUCAGUUUGCUGCCCCCUCCUCUCCCAUGUUAUCUGGUGCUUUGCAGAACCAGACUAUUCAGCAGGCUUCAUUCUCAUCCCCCUUUGGAUCCGAACCAGCUCAAAUGAUGGGCAUGGGUGAAAUGGGAAUGCAAUCAGAAGGACCCUAUGCUCCUUCGUCCCCUGUGCUGUCUGCUGCAAUGCAAAACCAGGCCAUUUUGGAUGCAUCAUAUACUUCCUCACUGCAGAGACCGAUGUCCCCUUAUGAGCAGCCACUGGCACCAUCAUCUCCCAUUCUGUCUGGAGCUCUACAAAAUCAGGCUUUACAAGAUGCAUCCUAUGUGUCUCCUUUGCAAAGGCCAGGGUCACCUUAUGAACAACCUCUGCCACCUGCUUCUCCAAUGCUGUCCGGAGCCUUGCAAAACCAGGCACUGAGAGAAGCAUCCUACAUGUCUCCAAUUCAGAGACCUCAGUCUCCAUAUGCCCCGUCUGUACCCUCAUCGCCAAUGCUCUCUGGAGCCAUGAGACAUGGUCAGGCACUAAGAGGCGUGGCUUCUUAUAGGACUCCACAGUUACAAUCACCUUAUGGACCAACUGUUGUUACUCCAUACGAUUAUAUCUCUGAGCCUGGCCCAGCACCAUUGCUCCAUGAUGCGCUGCAAAGCAGAUCCGGUCUGCAGAAUGUUUCUGCUUUGAGAUCGCCUAUGAUGCAACGCCAUAAUCCUUAUGCACCAACAACGCCUCAGCUCAACUAUGCUCUUCAGCAGAACCCAAACCUUCGCCAAGCAUCCUAUCAAACAUCUAUGCAACUUAGACGGCCCUCACAUGGACCAGCUUCACCAGUGUUGGGAAGUGCAUUGCAAAACCCCCAGUUAAUGCAUGCAUCAUUCCGGCUGCCAGACGGGACCUUGGCAUCACCUUAUGCAGAUCCACGUUCUUCUCCAUUGCUUGGCCAUGCAAUGCAGAACCAGCAACUCCGCAGCGCCUCAUAUAUAUUGUCCGAUGGAUCCGUUAUCAAGGACCCUCGUGCACUUCAGAGGCCAAUGUCACCUAACCUUCAUGGAGCUCUUCAAAACCAGGAUCUCAAGGCUGCUUCAUACACACUCCGCGAUGGCACCUUUAUAGAUCCUAGACAGCAACAACCCAUUUCCCCAAACCUCAGCAAAGCCUUAAACAAUCCAGCCCUACGUAGAGCCUCUUACUCUCUACCCAAUGGGACCAUUGUGAUUGACUCCAAGGCACAAAAGUCUCCAGACCUUAAAGCAGCACUUCAGAACCCUUACCUAAAGAGUGCUUCUUACACCCUGACAGAUGGCACUAUCAUCAUAGAUCCGCGGAAACCUGUAUCUCCAAACCUGUCCAGUGCCCUCCAACACUCCUCACUACUGAAUGCCUCUUUCACCCUACCAGAUGGCGUUCGAGACCCCAAUACACCUAUAUCACCAAAUCUGGCUCAGGCUCUCAGUAACCCAGCCUUGAAAGGAGCUUCACUUACCCUCCCAAAUGGUACAGUUAUUGUGGACCCGAGGAAACCCAAGAGCCCAAACCUGGUAGCUGCCCUGCAGAAUCCCUAUCUAAUGGGUGUGUCCUACGCCCUGCCCGAUGGUACCAUCAUCAUUGACCCACGGAAACAAGUUGGCCCCAACCUAUCUAAAGCCCUUAUGAAUGAGAACCUUCGUGGUGCAUCAUAUCAUCUCCGCGAUGGUUCUCUGUUUAUCCCUGGCCAGAGGCCUUCCACUCCAAACCUGGCAGCUGCUCUUAGGCAAAACAAAGAACUUCGUUCUGCAAGUCUCUAUCAUCUCUCAGAAAACUCUGUAUUGUCAGGUGCACCCAAGCCCACCAGUCCCAACGUUUUCUCUGCACUCCAGACUGGUGAUCUGCGUGGUGUCAAUUUAAGGCUGCCGGAAGACUCACUUCUCACACGUCGGUUUCACAACCCAAGGUUGUCUGAUGUCAUCCAAAACCAGCAACUUCGUUAUGCCUCUUACAGUGUGCCAAUGGGACUACAAGGGGAGGACAAUCGCUAUGCUGUGAUACCUCCGUAUGGACCACGCUCCGGCCACUGGGCCAGAAAUGCUCAGGGAGGAGGUGAAGGUGGAGAGGAUGUUUGGGCAGCAGAGAGGGUUUUACCACAUGGGACACUCCAGAAUUUGUCGAAGUGGUCUAUGUACAGAGAAGAUGGGGUGUUGGAAGGAUAUUCACCAACUCCUCGGGUUGUGGAUGGAAAGAUUCAGGAUAUAGACUGGACCCCUGAUAGGAAAACAGUUCCAGGUCAAAGCUGGUAUGACAAGAUCUACUCUAUCAUAAGCAUGCCCACAACAAGCCACAGGGUUAAACGCUGGGCAGAGGGAAUGGAGGACUUGACACAGCUCCCUGAACUGAAUGAAACUACAAUUCUGAUGAACCUGAAGAAGCGCUUUGACCAAGAACUUAUAUACACUUACAUAGGCAGCAUCCUUGUGUCCGUGAACCCCUACAAGUUGCUCAACAUUUACGGCACAGACAUGGUGCUUCAGUAUGAAGGCCAUGGUCUUAGUGACAACCCUCCUCAUCUCUUUGCCAUUGCUAAUCUCUCAUAUACGACCAUGAUGGAUGCCAAAAAGGACCAAUGUAUUGUGAUCAGUGGAGAAAGUGGGUCAGGGAAGACUGAAGCCACAAAACUGAUCCUGCGUUAUCUGACAGCCAUACAUCACAAACGCAACGUCACACAACAGAUAGAGAUCCUAGAGGCCACACCCCUGCUGGAGUCUUUUGGGAAUGCCAAAACAGUGCGUAACGACAACUCUUCACGCUUUGGCAAAUACACACAGAUCUACAUGGAAGAGGGUGUAAUCAGCGGUGCCAUAACGUCUCAGUACCUGUUGGAGAAGUCCCGCAUUGUCUUUCAGGCCAAAUCCGAAAGGAAUUACCACAUCUUCUAUGAGAUGUUGGCAGGUCUUCCUCCAAAUGAAAAGCACGCACUGUACCUGCAGGAGGCUGAGACUUACUUCUAUCUAAAUCAGGGAGGGAAUUGUACCAUAGUUGGAAAGGAUGAUGGGGAGGACUUUAAGCGUUUGUUGAGUGCCAUGGACAUCCUGUGUUUCACCCCAGAGGAACUAAACGGUAUCUACAGACUUUUGUCCUCUGUCCUUCACCUGGGGAAUGUCUACUUCCAGCCACACAAGGCUGAGGGCCAAGAAGUUGCGUCGGUGGUGAGUGCACAGGAGAUCAGGGUGGUAGCUGAGCUGUUGCAGGUCUCACCUGAGAACUUGCAGAAAGCUGUCACCUUCAAAAUUACAGAUACAGUGAGGGAGAAGAUCUACACUCCAUUGACAGUGGAGAAUGCUGUGGAUGCCAGAGAUGCUGUUGCCAAGAUCCUGUAUUCGCUGCUGUUUAGUUGGCUGACAGAGCGCAUCAACGGCCGGGUCUACCCUCGCAACGAAGCCCUCUCCAUCUCCAUAUUAGAUAUAUAUGGAUUUGAGGAGCUACAGGUGAACAGUUUUGAGCAGCUGUGCAUCAACUACGCCAAUGAAACUUUGCAGUCCUACUUUAAUAGGAUCGUCUUCCAGGACGUGCAGGAAGAGUACAUGCGGGAGCAGAUCGAGUGGCAGCAGCAACCCUUCAGUAACAACCAGGGGUGUCUUGAUCUCAUUGCUUCAAAGCCUCAUGGGAUUCUGCGCAUACUGGAUGACCAAUGCGGUUUUCCCCAGGCAACAGACCACACCUUCCUUCAGAAGUGCCACUAUCACCAUGGAAACAACCCACUAUAUGCCAGGCCAAAGAUGCCAUUGCCAGAGUUCACCCUGAAACACUAUGCAGGGAAGGUCACCUAUCAGGUGCACAAAUUCUUGGAUAAGAACUUUGACAUAGUCCGCCAGGAUGUUCUGGACCUCUUCAUCCAGAGCAAGAACAAAAUGGUAUCGAGUCUCUUCUCAAAACACUCUGUAUCACAUCAGCGGUCUAACUUGCGGCGCAGCAGCACAGCUAGGCGUCAGCAAGCCAACACGGUCAGCGCCAAGUUUCAGACCAGCCUGCAGGAACUGCUGGACAAGAUGGAAAGGUGUAACCCUUAUUUUGUGCGAUGCAUCAAGCCAAACCAUCAUAAGGAGCCCGGAAUGUUUAACAUGGAGCUAGUCAACGCUCAGCUGCACUACUCUGGUAUCAUAGAAACCAUCCAUAUAAGGAAGGAAGGCUAUCCAAUCAGAAUGCACUUUCACAGCUUCCUGUCAAGGUACAAAGCACUUCUCUGCCUAAAAGAUCCACCACCAGCAGAUGGAGAAAAUUGUAUUGUCAUGCUCCACAAACUCUGUCCAGUCAAGAAGGGCUCAUACCAGGUGGGAGUCAGUAAGAUUUUUCUCAAAGAGGAUUUGUAUCAGCUGUUGGAGGGGAAGCGCGACCGUGUGCUGGACAUAGCUGCCAUGACGCUGCAGAGAUAUACCCGCAUGUGUUUUACCCGAAAGAACUUUAUCAAAUUCAAGCGCCAUGUGACCUUUUUUGAAGCUUGUAGCAAAGGCUACCUGGCCAGAAAAAAGUUUGCUCUGAGGAGGAAAUACCUUAUCAAGCUACGCUCUGCUGUGCUGCUAAUCGUCAACCGCCAGCGCUACAUGAGGACAGUGGUGGAGCCUGCAAGGAAGGCGGAGGAGGAUCGUAUCAAUCGAGAAGUUGUGAAUGUAACAACACUGCCUAUCCCAGCUGAGCUGGCUGGACUGCUACAGGCUGCUUCAGGUUGUGAAGAGCUGCAUUCUGACUGCUUGGCAGUGGUCCAGGCGCCAAAAGUUCAGGUGGACCCUCAGGUGACUUUGCCUCUGGAUGUCAACAACUACCUCAUGACACACUAUGUCCGGGCCAUAUUUAGGGAGCCGUUGUUUGGGAUGCUUACAGCUCCUCUGGAGAGUUCCCUGAUUCGUCUGGAUGAGGAGCUAAAACAAGGAGCCCUGAACGUUUUCAUUCUGAUACUCAGGUUUAUGGGUGACCCAGAUUUGAAUGGGGCUCAGGAAAAUCUGUUUGGGAAUUACAUCAUUCAGAGAGGACUUUCCAAUCCCAGCCUCAGAGACGAGAUACUGGUUGAGAUAGCCAAUCAGGUGUGGAGAAAUCCUAACAUCCUGAAUUCAGAACGAGGCUGGCUCCUCCUCUCCUCCUGUUUAUCUGCCUUCCGGCCCUCUCAAAGGCUGGCUAAAUACCUCCUGAAGUUUGUGUCAGACUAUGGCCCGGAUGGAUACAACUGUGUGUGUCAACACCAUCUGCUUCAGGCCUUGCGGCGGCUCAAUGUCGGACCAGAGUAUGUUCGGACAUAUCCACCCUGUCUACUUGAGUGGACCGCCAGUCGCAAGAGGGCUCACACUGUUCUGCACAUACACUGCUUUGAUGGUGUGUCCGUCCUGUGUCCAUUACAUUCAUGGACGACAGGAGAAGAGAUAGCCAAAGACAUCUUACAGCACAGAGGUGUGGUGGAAGGCCGACGAGGCUGGUCAGUGUUGCUGAAGGAACCGGCUCAGUGGGUGGAACUUGAAGGCUCUGACUAUGUUUUGGACUUAAUGUCAGACCUGGAGCUUCCUGCCGACUUCCCCAAACACAACAGCUACUUCAUCAUCUCUGCUCUGCAGCCAAGCAGAGUGCGACCCAAUGCCAGCAUAAGCCUCUUGGGCGGUGGGUUUGACAUGCAUGAUGAUGUAAUUUCUUCAUCCAUACCUGGUUCUGAUCGACUCAGUCAAGACUUGGAGCACCAGAAAGGGAUGGAUCGCUAUCUUGACAGCCUGUUUGACCCUGUGCUGUCUGAAGGAGCUGGAGAAGUAGAAUCAGCUGUGGGGCUGUCCAGCAGGAUGAAGGGGGGUGGGGGAGUUGGCAGGAAAUGGCAAGAGCAGGGGCAGUCCACUGGGCCUCCACCACCACCUGGAGCUGUAAGAGUACUUCCUGUGGGAGGUGUGAUGUUGCCACCUGUCGCUGCAGUGGCGCCUGUAACACCUGAUGCCCAACAGGCUGUUUUGGCUCAGCAGCAGCAGGCGAUUGUGAACCAACAGGCCAUCAUCAUGGCCCAGCAGAUGACCAUGCAAGCCAUGGCUAUAGUCAGCAGCCCAGUGUCAAGCCCCCCCACGUCCCCCAUAACAAGCCCUCCCAUGAGUCCAUUGCUCCAUCACCCUCCGAGCCCGUACGCCCCUCCGAGCUCAUAUGCUGUCAUACCUCCAAGUCCAUAUGCAAACAUCCCACCGAGCCCCUACGCCAACUUCACACCGACUCCGUACGCUGCAGCAGACACCCUGCCCAGCCCAUAUCCUUCUUCUGCUCAGCAGGCUCAAACUGCAUCACAGCCACAAACUCAGCUUCCUGCUGAGCCCCAGACUAAGCCCCGGGCCCAGCCUCAGCGCCAUGUGCGUCGACCUGACCCUCUGCUAAGCUCCACCAAAGCUGACAAAGCGGAGCGGACACAGCCUAAAGCUGGCCCUGGAACACAGGCUAAGUCAGAAAAAGACAGCGUAUCUCGGAAAAAUGCUCCGGGCAUUCCCAUAAACAAGGACCCAGCCAGGAAAUUUGCCCCAGUGGCAACGACUCUGCUGCCCCCUGCUGGAGAAGUGGUGAAGUAUUCAGACCAGACUGCAGAUCACGUCAUCCCCAGCCAAGAUAUCCAAGAGAUCAUCAAGAGGUACAACUCCCCCCCACCACCACCAGGCCUUCUACCGCCUGGCAAGAGGAAACCAGAUGGGAAGUUUAAGAAGAAGCAAACGCCUCGUGAUGAAGCAUUACAGAUCCUCAAACCUCAGAUGGACAACCCUCCUGCUCCACAACCUAAACGUCCCGUUGCACCUUCACCCUCUGCAUCUGCAAUGAAAGAAGCAGGGUUCAAACCCACCAAGAGCACAAAGGCAAAAGCAGCUGAUCGUCCCCUCCCCAUACCUCCUCCAGUUUCUCGAGAGCUUCCAGUAGAGAUGGAGACCAUCCAGACACAGCUUCAUCAAAGCACCAAUGAGGAGCACUACACCUACACCAAUGUACCCUGGAGACUCUAUCUAAGAAAGGAGGUAUUCUAUCCCAAAGACAGUUUCAACAAUCCUGUGGUGCUUGAUCUCAUUUUCAAACAGAUAGUGAAUGACACCCUGUCAGAGGCUUGUGUUCGCAUCACCCGGGAUGAAAGGCAGAAAAUGAAAGCCCUUUUUGCUAAGUAUGGCGUUGAGCAGAAUAUGGAUCCAGUGGAAGAGCAUGUGAAGAAAACAAUUGUGACAGCAGCCAGGGAAACCUGGGAAAUAUAUUUCUCCCGACUCUUCCCUGCAUCGGGCAGUGUAGGAACAGGUGUGCAGGUAUUGUCAGUGUCGCACAGCGGUAUUAAAUUGCUGAAGACUGUGAAAAGUAGCGCUGCAGCUCCAGACUACUUCAGAGUCCUACGACCCUACACUUAUGCGGACAUCCUAUUUGUAACCAUCCCAUCUGAGAACAUGUUAGAGUUCAAUCUGACCAAUGAGAAGCUGAUCCUGUUCUCUGCAAAGGCAUUGCAAGUCAAACAUCUCAUAGACACCUUCAUCAAUGAGAUCAAAAAGGACUCAGACUACGUAGUUGCAGAGCGUAACUUUGUGACCGAUGACCACUUGAUGCUCAGUUUCCAUAAAGGUGACAUCAUCAGGCUGCAAGUUAUGGAUGGGCUGGAGAAAGGUCACGGCUACGGUUGCGUGGUGAGGAAGAAAGUUGUGUUUUUGGAAGAGCUUAAAAGAGACACUCAAGACUUUGGCUGGAAGUUUGGUGCCGUAUUUGGGCGCUCUGGAGCAUUCCUGACCGAGUGCGUCCAUCCCGUUGCUCCUCCUGACUUCCUGACGCUGCCGUUGGACCGAAAGGCAGAGCCUCAAGGUGGAGCGGGACAGUUCGCCGUGUCAUCAGCUGUUGCUGUUGCUGUGGCUUCCACCAUGGCUGCACAUGAAAUAGACCAAACACUUGAGAGAGUUUCCCUUGAUGGCUUUUCUGAUGGAGAUCUGGAUGAGAGAGCCCUACAGGACAGUAAAUAUGAUAUGUUGGAGUUUGCCAAGAAGUUCUUCAGACAAGCACCCAGUGGGAAGGGAGAUUCCCUGAAGAGCAAAAGCAAGAACCGAGACUCGAGAGAGCCCACUGAAAUGAUCAAGUUCUCCAAGACUCCUCUGAGCGAAUCUCUGAUAGAGUUCACAGACCCAGCCAUGAACAGGGUUGCAGCUGAUCUCUUCCUUUCUAUCAUGCGCUUCAUGGGUGAUUCUGCACCAAGGGGGGUGGCAGAACAUGAAGUGGUCAGCACAUUCCUCAAGCUAAUAGGAGAGUUCACCUUAAUGAGGGAUGAAGCUUACUGCCAGCUCCUCAAACAGCUUACUGCCAACACCAGCUCCAAACCCGAUAGUUGCCAGCGAGGCUGGAGGUUGCUGUACAUCCUGACUGCAUUCCAUCGCUGCUCUGAAGUCCUCAAGCCCUUCCUGCUGAAAUACCUGCAGCAGGCUUCUCGCAGCGCAGGGCCGCAAUAUCAGGGCAUCGCUAAGGCGUGUGAACAGAAUCUAAAGAAGACGUUGCAGUAUGGUGGUCGCAUUGUUACACCAAACAGCAUGGAGCUGAAGGCUAUGAUGGCGGGUCGUAGUUCAAAACGUCAGCUGUUUCUCUUCCCUGGAGGCAUUGAACGUCACGUGAAGAUCAAAACAUGCUCCGUUGCCCUGGAGGUGAUAGAGGAGCUGUGUUAUGAGAUGGGUUUACACAGAAUGGAUGCCAUAGAAGAAUAUGCCGUAUUUUUAGUGACUAACAGAGGUCAAAAUGUGCGUCCUCUGAAUAAGCAUGAGUAUAUCCUGGAUGUAGCCACAGAGGCAGAGGUAGUCGACACCAACUACAGUCUGUGGUUUCGACGAGUCGUUUGGACUCAGCCGCUCAAGUUUGAGAAUGAACUCUGUGUCGCCAUGCAGUAUAACCAGAUCCUCCCGGACUAUCGAAAAGGUUUGUUGAAUGUUCUUCCACAUGGAAAAGUGAGUGAUCAACAGUUCCACCAAAUCUCCAAGCUGGCAGCCUUGCAGCACAGAGCCAAAGACAUCAUCUUCAUUCCUAGCAUACACGAAUUGUCGGAGUACAUCGCCACGCCUCUUUUCAAAAAGCAGCCGCCACAGCAGUGGGUUACCAUGGUGACACAGCACAUGCAGCAAAUACAGGCCCUGAACCCGCACCAGGCCAGAGCACAGUUUCUGGGGCUGGUCAGUGCAUUCCCCAUGUUCGGCUCCUCGUUUUUCUACAUCCACAGCAGCAGCUCCACCACCUUCUAUGCUCCCUGUAUUCUUGCAGUCAAUCAACAUGGUCUGCACUUCCUGCACAAAACUACUCAUGACUUGAUGGCAGUGGUCCCUCUAGUGGAGGUUCAGUCCAGCCGCACACAGAGGCCCACUGCUGGAACCAGUUACCCAUAUGUUGACCUCACUUUGGGAGACAUGAACACACAACGGGUCAUUCAGCUGCAGCUAGAGCAGGGCCUGGAGCUGUGUCGAGUCAUCGCAAUGCAGGUGGAAAACAUGAUGUCUGUGCGGGAGAAGAGGCUCACUCUGCCACCCAGUGAAAUCACAAUGUUGUAACACUAUGGAGAAACUCUUCUUUACUUUCAGGUGUUUGUUGGAUGUCACCCACAUACACUACCAUGUCAAGUGAGCACACCAUGAUGUCACUCCAAUAUUCUCUGGACUAUUUUUGUGCAUUUUCUGACAAACUGAAGCCCAGAAACCAUUCAUCUGGGCAUUUUUGUAUAUUUCUUGAAGGUUUGAUGGUUGCACUUAGUGCUUGGUGUUUAAUCUACACAGAAGCUGUUGAACACUAAGGAAGCAUCACAGUUUAUUCAACAUUGUCUUUGUAACUGAUUGCUACACUGUUUUGUUUUUUAUUAUUAUGUUAAUACUAUGGUUGACUGUAAAUCAUAAUGUAAACAAUAGUUGUAUUUAUUUUAUUUUUUUAAGGAAAGUUUUAUCAUAAUAAAAAAGCUUUUAUGGAGAAUUA
Melanotaenia boesemani (Boeseman's rainbowfish) is the source of this 14035-nucleotide messenger RNA. RefSeq names its product myosin XVAb (gene myo15ab). The transcript is spliced from 75 exons. The record is from RefSeq and is a predicted model, not a curated record. NCBI's taxonomy places the organism in Eukaryota, Metazoa, Chordata, Actinopteri, Atheriniformes, Melanotaeniidae. Gene Ontology annotation, cellular component: myosin complex; cytoskeleton. Gene Ontology annotation, molecular function: ATP binding; cytoskeletal motor activity; protein binding. The coding region runs from base 181 to 13620 and encodes 4479 amino acids.